Molecule: messenger RNA, 5677 nt
Organism: Anneissia japonica
Lineage: Eukaryota; Metazoa; Echinodermata; Crinoidea; Comatulida; Comatulidae
Product: tripartite motif-containing protein 2-like
Exons: 6
Coding region: 133-3807 (1224 amino acids)
Biological process (GO): positive regulation of DNA-templated transcription
Cellular component (GO): nucleoplasm; chromatin
Molecular function (GO): zinc ion binding; ubiquitin-protein transferase activity; protein binding
Source: RefSeq, a predicted model, not a curated record
UCAUUUGUUCUGCUAUUGUUAUUGCUCGUGGGACGCUAGUGAGUAAACAAGCAGAAUUACGCAUCGAUAAUCCUAGGCAUACUCUGUCACCAACAGCACAACCGAUUGGUGCGAGCGGUCUCGGCGUGUGUUAUGGAGGGUUCUGCUGAGAAGGCAGCGGACGUUGAGUCCAUAAGAGAAGACAUUGGCUCAAGCGUUGAUCCCCAAUCAUCACCGACAAGCGACAACGAAAAGACCAUCAAAAAAGAAGUUAAAACCGCGAUAAAAUCACAGCCAUAUACAGCAGCCGAGACUAAAAUUGAUGCCAGACAGAAGUCGGUCGAUAUCGACGAGGAUGUGGAAUUGUCAGAAUCCAGCAGUCAGGUGACAGUCGUCGACGUCACAGAGCUCAAUUCACAAUUGACUUCCGACGCAGACAUUUAUUCUGAAGUCUUCGAUGAAAGUAAAACAUUAAAUGAUGUUGCAGAUAAUCUCGGAGAAAAGGAGGAGGCAACGAUUAUGAGUGAUAUAUCUUCUGAUGAAGAAGAAGGGGACGAGUUUGAUGACGGUGAUAUAAAUGAGAUAUUAGGGAAUGAUGACACUGAGGAACCAGUUGAAUACGAAUCGGCCAUUUGCGUGGACGACGUCAGACAGAGCGAACUCAAAACCAUUGCCCGUUUUUAUGAGCGGGAGGUCGAAUAUGAUGAAGAACCGCUUGAAAUCGAACCGUCUGCGAAGCAACAUACUGACGAAGAGUAUGCAGACGAUUACCAUAAAAUACGUCAUUUAAUGCCUGUGGAGAAUAUCAAAACGGAGGACGAUGGGUUAUAUGAAAAGUUUAAUAGGCUUGAAGAUUUACAAGAAAAUGACGUUGAAGAGGAUGGUGACGAUGACGAUGAUAAUUAUGACGACGAUGAUACUGAUGAUGAAGAUGAUGACGAUGAUGAUGAGGAUGACGAUGAUGAUGAUAGUGAUGAUCAUGACGAAAAGAAAGACGACGACUAUGAGUUUGAUGAAACUGAGAACAAAGUAAGGGAUAAUAGGUUCGUAAAAAUUGAAGAAACACAGGAAAUUAGGACAGUCAAAGAAGUAGAGAUGAUUAAAGACGAAACGCAGAUGGUCGAUAAACUCAAAACCGAAGAGGGUAUUAUCAAGACGGCCACAGUAGUACAUGAUCACCAUGCAGGGUCUGGGGACAGUCAGGAAAAACAAUUUGAAAACCAAAAUUAUAAUUUAGAUUCAGAGAAUAAACGCUCUGACACUAUGAACAACAAUCAGCCUGCCGAAAUACUUAAUGCAAAAACGGAAAAUAUGCAAAAUUUUAGCACAAAAGACACUGUACGUAAAGGAACCGAAAGCAGAUUUAAGGAACGCGAGGACAUAAUUUCUAUGUUAGAUACUACUGCCAAAUAUACUGAUAAUACAACCAAGGGUAGGUGGAAACAGCGCCAGGAAGAAGAUGAGGAAAUACAAAAAUAUGAUGACAAUGAACAGACAAUAAUUAACGACGAAGACAACUAUUCAGAUGAGCUGGACGUUAGUCAGGGAUUUGUUGUCUUAUGGCACCGCUCCGAUGGAGAGGAGGAAGGGGAAGAUGAUAACGAUGAGAAACAUUGGUUAAAUAGCAAACCCCCCAGACAGUUGAGGUCAAACCCCGCUAUGAAUACUUCCAAGCAUGUUGAGAAUCUACUUUACUGCUCCAUGUGCCGUAAUCGCAUGAAGCAGCCAAAGUCGUUGCCCUGUCUUCACUCCUUCUGCCGCGAAUGCCUCCAACAGCAUGUCAAGAAGAGCGAUGGGCGACUGAUUUGCCCACAGUGCCGGAAAGACUGCCCUCUAUCGACUGAUGGCGUUGAUGGACUUCUCGAUAGCCACUUCAUUCACAACCUUUCCGAAUUCGUUGAGCAAGGAGGAACUGCCAAAGAUGCUGUUCCAAACUGUGAUGGAUGUGAUAGAGAUGCCAAUGACCGAUGUCUUGACUGUCCCUGUCCUCUUUGUCCUGAGUGCUCCAAGAUGCACAAGAGAAUGCGUGGUACAAAAACUCAUCGUAUCAUCUCCCUGAAGGAAUACAACAGUCUCUCCGACCGUGAGAAGAUCAUGAUGCAGCCGACAAGUUGCCCGUACCAUCCAAGGUGCGAGCUGGAAUUCUUCUGCACCGUCUGUGAAGUGCCAAUUUGUAUGAAAUGUGCCGUAUGCGGCCACGAAGACCACAAACGUAUGAACCUGGUAGAUGUGUACGAGAAGCAGGCCAUGGAGAUUGACAGCCUCCGUAACAAGUUAGCUGAAAGGCUCAAGUCUUUUGAAGAGGUAGCUGGGCGUACUCGUGCCGUAGCUGAAACCUUAGAAAAGGAGGAGAAGGGCGUGGAAUCUCAAAUCGUUGACCACGCAGAACGAAUGCAUGAGGCAAUUGACAAACGCAAGGAGGAACUUAUCAGAGAGUUGAAGAUGAAGUCAAAAUCGAAGAAGGAUAUUUUACGCCGCCAAGUAAACAAUUACGGUGAGGUGAUGCACAGUCUCCAUGAUACAUAUGAAAAGACGGGUCACUUGCUGGUGUAUGGAAAUCGCAGUGAUGUUGUGUUUGCAAAGAAAAGUGCUCUGCAACGUAUUAUUGAGCAACUGGAUGUUCCACUGAAGAGUCAACCUGAGGAAAACAGCUUCAUUGGCUUUAAAUCUGUCACCAAUGAAAAUGUAAAGCUGAAGCUUGGAAAUGUUCUUACAACACCAGCUGUUGCCUUCCAGUCUCGUUUGGAGAGAGCAAGUGGUUCAUAUCCUCUUAUCGGAACCGAGCAGUUGUUCGUGGUCCGCUCUGUAGGUCAUGAUGGAAUGGAUGUCAAACAAGGCGGUGCGCCAGUUGUGGCUGAACUCUCCCGACCUGGUACCAAGGGAGUUGCUCUGGUUGAUUCAGUCGACAAUGGUGAUGGCAACUAUGUUAUAUCGUUCCAUCCCGAUACACCAGGCCGAUACCGGCUGGAUGCUAAAUUGUUUGAUGAAUCAACACGGGACUCGCCGAUGGAAUUUGAAGUGAAGAGCCGAUGGGAUGUAGCCAUGACUUAUGCACAAGACAUGAAACAACCUCAUGAUGUUACAAAAGCUUGGGAUGAUACCUACGCCAUCGCCGACUACGGUAACAACCGAAUCCUCAUCCGUGAUAUUGCUGGCAAGUUCUAUGAUCAGAUUACGUUUGCCGGUCUUGAUAAACCAUUCUGCCCUAUCAGUUUGGCUACAACACCAAAUAACGAGAUUGUCUGUUCUGACUACAAUAACCAUCAGAUCUUCGUCACCAGGAUGGAUCGUAGUUUGCGACUGCGAUUUGGCAGCAAUGACUUAUCUCGUCCUCUUGGUGUAGCUGCUUUUGAAUCCGGUAAGUUUGCAGUCGGAGAUGGCCAAACCAUUAAAUUGUUUGGCAAUGGAGGUGAGCUGUUGAAGACGGUUGGCCGCCGUGGUCAAGGUGAUGCAGAGUUCAGUAAUCCUUGGUUUAUUGCUACAUCGUCUAAGAACUUCAUGGCCGUCGCUGAUGAAGGAAAUGGAAGAAUCCAAUUGUUGGAUGCGGAAGGACGAUUUAUCAGAGCAUUUAAGGUCAUGCCUAGUGGUGGACAGGCCCUGAACCCACGUGGUGUCUUUAUGGAUGAAAGCGACAACAUCUUCGUUAGUGCCACGACAUCGGUUCUUAUGUACAGCAACGAUGGCAAGCUGAUCUGCCGUGUGAAUGGUGAGGACAGCAAGAUGAAGUCACCAUGUGGUAUCACGAUGUUGAAGGCUGCCAUGGGAAACUCUCCAGUUCUCCUGGUGGCUGAUCGAUCUGACCAGUGUAUCAAAGGAUUCAGAGUCUAAAUCUGGAUGUCGUGAUCUGCCGAGUGAUUUUGAAGAUGGUUUGGCACCAUUAAGAAACAUAGUAAUAAGGGAUUGAGUGCCAACAAAUAGAGUUCAGGAAGUAUCAAACAGCUUACCUGAUCCCAUUGACAAUGAUAGGAAGUUCUACGUACAAAGCAUGGCAAUAGUAGCCGAUACAAUAUACAAACCUUGUUGUAUUAAGAGAGUGAGCAGGAAAAAGUUGCUUUUGGUCAUGUUACUUUUGGUCAUGUUACUAAAUGCAAGAUAGAUUGUAUUAAUCAUUUCCUUCUUCCAACUCGUAGAAAAAUAGGAGUAUGUCUGAUGGUGGAAGAAAUGUCAUUCCACAAAAGUUACAGAACCAAAACUAUUUUUACUGUAAAUUUUUUAAAUAAAAAAUAAAUUGUAAUGAAUUUCCAAUCACCAUCAAAUUAAAGUACUAUUAGGCUGAACACUGCUUCAAAAAGCUAUUUUACAUCUGUAAGCUAAGUAAAUCUAUUUAACCUAUUUAUAAGAUAUAUACACUUUAAUUUGCUCAUAAUGCUAUUUCCUCUCUAGUACAAGUUUAUAUUUAUUUUUUAGCUAUAGAUUGUAGUGUCUACUAGUUGGCUAAAGUGUUACUGAAUUUAUAUUUAAAAAAAGCUUCUAAAAGUUGGGCUUCACUCUACAUAAUUUUUGUGUAUAAAUUAUUGGAGCACCAUUCCUUAUUUUAUAUCUAUGUAUUUAAGUUUUCUAUGUACUGUAUCAUACUCUGAACAUGUUCUUGCAAGGGGACCAUUAAUUGAUGUGAGGGGAAUUUAAUGAACCCUAGACAUGGCAAAGUUCAUUGUCAUCAUAGUUUUAAUUUUAUGGGUUAAUUAAUAAAUGUAAAUUGAUUUUGAUUAUUAAAGACUUAAAUUAAAUCAAUGAAAUGUGUAAAUAUGACGAUUAAAUAAACGUAUAUUUUGGUAUGUAAGACGAUACGAAUGCUUCAUUCCAAAAAUGAAAACCUCAUAUUUUGAUAUAACUUUUAUUGUAUGCACCUUUAGAGAAAAAAAAAACGAAAACCAAGAAGGCAUUCACGUCCAUCAGUCAACACCUUGAGAAAUUUUAGUUAUUGUAUAAAUACGGUGCUGACUUUCUCAUUAAAUACAGUAAUUAGUAUAUAGUUAUUAUAUAGCAUCAACUUAUAUUAUUGAUCGUAUUAAUGGAAAGGGUUUUAUAUAUUGUCUGCAGUUUUACUUGGUGGAGGGACAUGAUCUUUAUUAACUCAACACUUGUUCCUCUAUGCCAAAUAUAUUUCAAACCGGAAGUAUUCCAUUAAGCAGUGAAUGAGGACGAUUAUUGUCAUCAUGGAAGAAAGAUUCAUAUUGCUAUGGAGUUAUUUUAACGCACAAACUUUGUACGUGUGGGAAAAUUGUACAGUACUGUUUUCCGUAUGAAUAUCUGGAUUUAAAUGCUGUAGUUUUAGAGAUUAUGAUUUUAUACAUGAUAGAAAAAUUUAACUCGCAAAAAAACCAACAUUGAUACUGAUAGAUUACUGAGCUAUUUUUGUAUCGCCAGCUUCCCGGAUUGUCAAUCAAAAUAGCGCCGUGAAUACGCGCGCGUGUGUCGUUUUAUGGGACCUUAGCAACAAUAUCCAAAGGGUGGGUGGGGCUGGCUUAGGGGAAAGGUCAAUUUCAUGUUGGUUCUACUUGAAAAUGAGUCUUAGCAAUUUUUUUCAUGUAUUUUCUUAGUGUUGAAAAAAAAGUCAAUGUCGGAAAUGUUUCAUUCCGUGUACUCUUUUAUAUACAAUCAUGAUGUAGUUUACUUUCUCAUCUUGAAUGAGAAUACUGUACAUGUAAAGUUUUUCCCGUUUAAAACGUUGAAUAAAUGUUAAAUUUGAAGGAAAGUA